This is a messenger RNA of Condylura cristata (star-nosed mole), 304 nucleotides long. Its product is annotated as lysophospholipid acyltransferase 2-like. The transcript is spliced from 2 exons. Gene Ontology annotation, biological process: lipid modification. Gene Ontology annotation, cellular component: membrane. Lineage: Eukaryota; Metazoa; Chordata; Mammalia; Eulipotyphla; Talpidae. Gene Ontology annotation, molecular function: acyltransferase activity. The record is from RefSeq and is a predicted model, not a curated record. The annotation marks the transcript as partial.
CUUAGUGUCUGUCCUGGGAUGAAAUGUGGCCUAAGGCGGCCGUCGGGGCUGCGUCGCUGACACAGACUCGCCUUCCCCAGGUCAACUUUGUCGUGUGCCAGCUCUUCGCCCUGCUGGCGGCCGUGUGGUUCCGGACUUACCUCUGCUGCAGCAGAACCAGCUCCUUCGUGAGGCAUGCCGUCGCCACGCUCCUGGGCCUGCACCUCGCGCUCUUCUGCUUCGGCUGGUACGCCUUGCAUUUCCUGGUGCAGAGCGGCGUCUCCUACUGCAUCAUGGUGCUCAUGGGCGUGGAGAGCAUGCACAG